AGUCCUGAAUAACAGCCUGUGUAAUUUUGCAUGACAACAUGCAGUAACUGUUUUUUUUAAAUGUACUCAUGGAAAGUGACUGUGGUCUUGUGUUCUUUAUCUCCCUGUGAGCGGCUGUGGCAGCAUCAGCUCAGAUUCUUUAUCCUGAGAUGCUGCUGUGAUGGUUCAGUAAUACAACCCGAGGAAAACAGGAACAUGAACAAGAUGUGGGGCUUUAUAUUGCUCUAUAUCCUGGGGCUAAACAUUUCUCAGGCAACUAGAGAAGCCCCCUCAACACAAAUGUAUUAUGUCAAACUGACAAUCGAUAAAAGUGCCAUCACAAACAACAUGCUGCCGUCUAACCUGAGUGAUUCCACCCGGCAAGUUGACGAACUUCAUCUGACAACAACCUGUAAGGACGUUGUGGGUAAAAGAGAGUGUCGCUGCGAGUCAGGCCACAGAUGGAGUGAUAACGUGUGUCAGUCUAAUUCCAAGUGUUGUGGCCACAACACGUGCACUUUCCCCGUAAAGUCGUCUCACGUGUGUGUUUCAACCAACACAGUUACAAUCAGAGGAUCCAUUCGAAUACAGGGAACACGCUUUCAUGAUUGUCUGACAGACGAACACACAGAGGAAUUUCAGAAUUGUAAUACCGAAUUGUUACACGAGAUGAAAAAAGUCUACAGCACUUUGAGGGGAUUUGACGUUUUAAAAAUUACCAAAUACAGUUUUGGAAGCAUUGUCGCAGAUUUAGAAAUGACAAUCAGUAAAAACAUGAGUCCACAUGACCUGAUCCAGAAAUCAGAAAUCCUAAUCGCAUCUCUGACGGCCUCACUCAAUCUGGAAACUACAGGUGUCGUGGAUUUAACGAUGCCACACAACCCUGUGAAGUACGGCUCCCAGCAACAGCUCGUAUGCACAUCACAGGAGGAUCUGAGCACCAUGCCAGUGUGGUGGCAGAAGAAAGACAACGAAAAAGCAUAUUCCAUAACUAACGGCACAGAGGCAGACAUGACGUCAACAACGCGCACGUCCAGACUCACUCUCAAGAACAUGUCAGCCUUCUGGGAAGGACAGUACGCAUGUGAAUUCCAUCAAAAGAAAGGAUCAUUAUACAUAAAUCACAGUGCCAGUGCCGUAAUGGACGUAGCUCUCCUGCCAAACAUUUUCAUCACCACAGUCCCAGAAUUUCCACGCUGUCGCACCAUGGAGGAUUUACCAGGAGUAAGAGGCAAAUGUUUGAUUAGGGAGGACAAUGAAACUUAUACCGUGACAUGGACAAGUCAAGACAUGCAUGCGAAAAUUAUUCCAUUAAAAGCCGAUUACUCCUCUGGAGAAGCUGUUUAUGCAGCUGAGACAGUGGUCGGCUGCAACUCACCUAACCAAAGACCGAAGCUAACGUGCACAUUUCACAACAGACUCAAUCAGACGAGAGACGCGUCAUUUGAUAUCAAUAUCAUAUAUGUUGGAGAAAGUUUCUGUGAAGCAGAAGGUGACUGGGGAGAAGCCAAAGCUGGGUUCACUGCAGUGUUACAGUGCAAGAACACAGACGGACUAAGACAAAGGAAAUGCAGUGAUAACUCUACAUGGGAACAGGAGGAAGCAGACUGUGUAAACAGCGAUGUGUCAAUGUUGCUGCGCUCUGCACAGAUUGUUGCCUUCGGACGUGGCUCCUUAAAUGAAAAUGCUGCAGAAGUAUUUAACCGCCUUGGUAAUGUCACUAAUAACUCAAUGGCUAUCAACACCGUGUCCAACGUGAAGGCAACGGUGGAUGUACUCGGUGUUUUGAGUCAACAGCAAAGGCUCAGGCUGAAUGGAUCAGGAGUGGAUGGCUUUCUGAAAUCAUCCAGCAACUUGAUGGAGAAGUCUCUUGAGAAAACAUGGACCGAAAAAAAAAAUGAUGGAAAUUUGUCAUUGGCUGAGACAUAUAUAAGUUCUGUUGAGAAAUUAAUUGAGGCGGCAAACAUUACGACUAACAACACACUAAAAAAUAUAGAGGUGGCCACGUGUAAUAAAGAGCAGGGGUCUGGAUGUACCAACACUGCCUUCGGUGUCACUGUCGAUUUUGAUAGUUCAGACAAUGGCAGCGUGGCAACAGCUGGAUUUAAACAACUGGAGAACUAUUUGCCCCACAGAGAUGAGAAGUACGGGGUCAACAGCAUUGUUGUGAUGACAACCACUCAAAAGAAUCACUCGGGUUCAGUCGUGGUUAAAAUUAAAUUCCCGUUGCUCCGUCCAAGGCCUCGCAACGUAGAGAUGAAGUGUGUCUCAUGGGAGUACGCCACCAGACAAUGGUCACCGCAUGGAUGUGAAUGGAUGGGUCCUCAUGAUGAUGGACACUGUGUUUGCAGCCAUUUGUCAUCAUUUGCCAUUUUAAUGGCUAGGGAUCCAAUAGUUCUCCCAGGGAUGGCUGAGAUAACCAUCGUUGGACUGUCUCUAUCAGUCAUGUCUCUAGUUAUUAAUCUUGUAAUAGAACUGAUCGUCUGGAGGGCUGUAGUUAAAACAAAUACUCGAUAUCUACGGCACGUUGCCCAGGUAAACAUUUCUCUAUGUUUGCUAGUCGCAGAUUGCUGCUUUUUAGCAUCUUUCAAGCCACAUAAAAUUCCCGAAAUCUGGUGUAAGGCCUUGGUGAUGUUGAAGCAUUUCUGUUACUUGUCCAUGUUCUUUUGGAUGUUGUGUCUGAGCAGCACGCUUCUUCAUCAAACAGUUUUCCUGUUCCACAAUAUGAGCAAGAAGAUUUACAUUAGGUUCUACAUAAGCCUGGGCUACGCAUGUCCGCUACUUAUCGUUUUGAUCACAUUCCUUACUAACAGCGGUGGUGCUGAGGGCGUGUACUUCUCCAAAGAAACCUGUUGGCUGGUUUAUAGUGGACUUUUUCGUGGGUCCAUCCACACAUUUAUCAUACCAGUCGGUACAAUUAUUAUCGUCAACGUGUUCUCCAUGGUGGUGGUAAUCAUGAAGCUUUUGGAUCACCCUAAGAAUGCAGGAGCACCUGAUGACAGAUCUGCUGCCAAAUCUGUCAUGAGGACCGUUAUUCUUCUGACUCCGAUCUUUGGUGUCACUUGGAUCUUUGGAUUUGGUGUAACUAUUGUCGACCUCUCAUCUGGAAUCGCAGCCUCUUUGGUCAACUAUGUCUUUAUCCUGCUGAACUCAUUUCAGGGUUUGUUUAUUUUGUUAAUCACAUUCCUGGGGGACAAUCUGACCCGUGAAGCACUGCUAAAACAUCUGAAAAAAAGGGCAUCCGUCGGUGACAGCUCCAUGACGUUGGACACAACAUUGAAGAAGUGAAAAUCUUCUCGAAUACGUUUCCUCUCAAAUAACGACAAACUACACGAUUGAGCGUAGUAAGCUACAUUAAUCUUGAUGCAAUUGUUUU
Molecule: messenger RNA, 3355 nt
Organism: Hippoglossus stenolepis (Pacific halibut)
Lineage: Eukaryota; Metazoa; Chordata; Actinopteri; Pleuronectiformes; Pleuronectidae
Product: adhesion G protein-coupled receptor F5
Exons: 18
Coding region: 61-3267 (1068 amino acids)
Biological process (GO): G protein-coupled receptor signaling pathway; cell surface receptor signaling pathway
Cellular component (GO): membrane
Molecular function (GO): G protein-coupled receptor activity
Source: RefSeq, a predicted model, not a curated record